Molecule: messenger RNA, 1238 nt
Organism: Phragmites australis (common reed)
Lineage: Eukaryota; Viridiplantae; Streptophyta; Magnoliopsida; Poales; Poaceae
Product: myb-related protein 330-like
Exons: 2
Coding region: 92-709 (205 amino acids)
Source: RefSeq, a predicted model, not a curated record
CCCUCUCUCUGACACACACAACAAUCACCACCAGCCCACGCCCACCAGGACACCAGGUCGAUCACUAGGUGUUGCGAGAAGCAUCAGAUCCAUGGGGAGGUCGCCGUGCUGCGAGAAGGCGCACACGAACAAGGGCGCCUGGACCAAGGAGGAAGAUCAGCGUCUCGUCGCCUACAUCAAGGCCCACGGUGAAGGGUGCUGGAGAUCGCUCCCGAACGCGGCGGGGCUGCUGCGGUGCGGGAAAAGCUGCAGGCUGCGGUGGAUCAACUACCUGCGGCCGGACCUCAAGCGCGGCAACUUCACCGAAGAAGAAGACAAGCUCAUCAUCAAGCUCCACCAGCUCCUUGGAAACAAGUGGUCUCUGAUCGCCGGGAGGCUGCCGGGGCGGACGGACAACGAGAUCAAGAACUACUGGAACACGCACAUCAAGCGCAAGCUCCUCGCCUCCGGCCUCGACCCGAAGACGCACCGACCGCUCAAUACCACCGCCACGCCAAGCGCCCGCCACCAGGAACACCUUGCGCACUCCAGCUGCUCGCCGGAGACCAGCGGCGCGGGCCACAGCAGCGACGACGACAGCGCAUCCGUGCCACACCUCGGCGGCAUUGACCUCAACCUCUCCCUACGCCCGCCGAGCCAACCGUCUUCGCCGCCGCCGCCGAGGCAAGAAGCAGAAGCGACAAGCAGCGCAACCGCAGCGGAUGCAUGAAGUGCGCCAUUAGCACAAAAAAAAGAGAGCUUAUGCUAGUCAGUUUUAGAGGACUAUCCCAGUCCGUUCCGUAACAGACUAAAAGGUAGCGAGUAGCGAAUGUGAUAAUCGCUUAUUAUCGUAGUCGGUUCUGCAACGGACUGGAAUAAUGCUUUUAUCACAAUCGGAUCAAAGAUCAGAUUAUAAAUUCACAUAAACAAUUUAUAUCACAUUCAAAUAUUAGACCAUCCAAAAAUCAGACCACACACAUAAUUCAUAUUGAGAAACUAAAUGAAAAGUGUCUUGAUAUAUAUGUGAUGAGAUAUCAACAAUAGUUGAUUUGUCUUGAACUUAGUUAGCAUGUGUUUAUGGAUGCUUGUUCUUGUUUAUAACUAACUCGAGUUGGUGAUGUUUGGAAUUGACAAAUUCUUCUGUAUACGUAGAAAAAUUACACAUCAAAAGUUCUGAUAUGUUCGUCGGAAGUUCCGGUGUAGACAAUGUAUACUUUAAUUUUUCAGAUAAAAUUAAAGAUCAAUGCACCGAAAGAUCU